AUGAUCGAUGAUGUCAAUAAAAAAUUUAUUGAACAAUCAAAUAAACAUAUUGAAUUAAUUUUUGAACAUAUUAAAUCUCUUCAAUAUACUUCGAAUUCAACGAAAAAUCACCUUAAUAAAAUUCGUAUUGAUCUUAAUCAACGUUAUGAAAUACGUAAUAAUUAUUAUCAUAAAAAAUUUCCAUUAUUGCUUCAUAAUUUAUCUCUUAUCAAGUCGAAUAAAAUAAAUUUUCAAUUAAUUGAAAAACAACAUAAUCGAUCAAUAAAAUUCUAUAAAAAUGUGUUUAAUAUUCAAUCAUCAAUUAAUAUGGAACAAUAUGAUAAGCAACUUCAACAAUCAAUUAAAACUCUUAAUAAUCUUAAAAAUAAUAUUAAUCAAUAUGAAAAUAAUAUUAAUCAAUUAAAACAAAAAUUAUUUGAACAAAAUCAACAAAUUAAUUUUUAUGUUAAUAAUCUUUUACAUAUUCAAUAUGAACAAUAUCUACGUCAGUUAGAUAUACAACAACUAAAACAAAAAAUUUUAUUUGAAAAAAAUUUAUAUUAUGAAAUCAAACAAAUUUAUUCAGAAGAAAAAAAUUCUUUUUUUAAUUCAAAAAUAACAUUUGAAAUUCUGUCUAAAAAAAUCUUUCAAGGAAAACAAUAUGAAUAUAUUCAUCAACUCAAACAAAAACAACAAAUCCUUAAAAAUGAAGAAAUAACAUUAAAAAAUAUUCUUAAAAAUAGUAAAGAUUUAAAUCAAAAUCAACUACAUCGAUUUCAUAUAGAAUAUAUUACUCUUACGGACGACAUUGCUCAAACAAAACUCAAUAUUAAACAAAACAUGGUGGAUUUAUUACCAUUGCAAAGUGAAUUAUCUGCUUAUCGUACAAUAUUUAAUACGAAUAGAAUUACUUUUACUCAAUCACAAAAUCAACCUUUACUUGUACCAACAACAACAAUGAAUACCGAAGAAAUCAUACAUGAAUCAGCUUCAUUAAUAAAUAAUCUCAAUGAACCUAUAUUACCUUCUGAACAACAACAACAACAACUACCUAUUGAAUCUAAUAUGGAGUCUGAAUCAACAACGUUUAAAUCUGAAAAAAUCAUGCCUGCGACGGCAAAAUUACAUCGUUCAGAAUCGUUGGGACCAAAUUUACAAUCUCGUCUUGAAGCACUUGAAGCUGCUAUGGGCGUACGACUUAAUGUAGCUAAACGACAGGGACGCCAUUCAUUAUCAAACACUACAAGUUCUUCACCAAUGCAACUUUCACCAACAUCAUCAACAACAGCAACAAUUAAUACAAGUAUAUCUAAUUCACUUUCAACGUCAACUCGUCAUAAUAUUCCAACACGUACUGGUCAAGGUGUGCAACGAUCUGCAUCAUCAUGUGAUGCUGAAAAUCGUCCCGGUCCUAUAAAACGUCUCAAACCUUCAUUACCUAAUGAAAAUAGUUCUUCAUCACCAUCAACUGUUGCUGCUAUUGCAACUGUUAAAAAAUAUCCACCAUUAGUUCGUAGACCAUUACCAACAUCAAAUAUAACACCAACACGUCCAACACAAUCAAAACAAUCAACUCCAAUUAAACAACGUUCAUCACCAAUGGAUACAUCAUCACCACGUUUAUCACGUUCAUCAACAGCAAGUAAUAAUAGCUCAUCAAAUAGUUCAAACUAUCGAACACCAAUUGGUAGCAUUUCACCAAAAACUUCUCAUACGCCAUCACCAAAAACUUCUCAUACGCCAUCACCAAAAUCACAAAUAAUUAAUUCAUUACCAAAUUUAUCAACAACGAUUUCAAAUAAAAAAUCUUUAUCAAUAUUUGGUGAACAAUUUUCUGAUGAUAUAAUUAAAAUAAAUUUAUUUUGGAUUGAUUCAAAAGAACUUGAUGAUGAAAGUCGUUCAGAAGUUAUUUUACAAUUUGGUUCAUUAGAAAAUUUCCUUCGGGAACAAAAUUUAUUUUUUAAAAAACAACAGCAACAAUUAAAAAUAGCAUCAAAAAAUAAGACGAAUGUUAUCCGAUCACGUUUUCACUUAUCAAUCAUGAAGAAGGAUCGACUAGAACUUCUUUAA
Messenger RNA from Rotaria sp. Silwood1, 2049 nucleotides. NCBI's taxonomy places the organism in Eukaryota, Metazoa, Rotifera, Eurotatoria, Philodinida, Philodinidae. The record is from the annotation of a GenBank genome assembly.